Miscanthus lutarioriparius is the source of this 909-nucleotide messenger RNA. Lineage: Eukaryota; Viridiplantae; Streptophyta; Magnoliopsida; Poales; Poaceae. The record is from the annotation of a GenBank genome assembly.
AUGGGGCCAGGCGCUUCAUCAGGCAUACUUCUUGGAGCCACUACUCUGCCCAGCGUCAUGCUUUCUCGGUUAAUUCAACUGUCGAGGCUCUUACCAACUGAUCCUAAUGGACCUAAAGAAUUUGCAUACCUGGAAAUGCAGUACUGGGCAGCAUCAAUCAGCUGUCUCAGUCUGCUAGCUUUAUUCCUUUGGCAUCUACGGAAGUCUCCCAGCAAUGGAAUUUCUAAACGUUUGGAGUACGGCUCAUUGUUGAUAGUUUUAUAUCUCAUGACAUUCUUUUUGUCCUUUCUACUGAAGACUGAUGGAGGCCUGAUGGUAAUGACCGAUAUGGUGUAUAUGCUCUGUCAUGGAGUGGCUGCUGUGAUCUUAAUCAAGCAUAUUCUAGAGAAGUUUCCCUCAUGCGCAUCUUUUGGGGAGGCGCUUCUGGUGUCAGGUGGUCUUGUUCUCUACUUUGGUGAUAUGUUGGCACAUACACUUUCAAAGCCUGCUUUCUUGGACUUGGCAUUUGGUGCAGCAUUUGCAGUCUUCUCGAUAUUGGAGAUGAUACGAUUUAUGAACGCCUUUACCGAUCAUCGUGAUUCUGAGAUUCUUAUUGUCAGCCAUUUUUCACUCUUACUGGGCUGCGCACUUCCCAAAUGGAUGUCAUCUGGAUUAAAUGAUCGACCACUUGCCCCUUUUGCUGGAAUUCUCAGCUUGGGGAUAGGUGAUACCAUGAAAACAAUUGAAGGCACGGCAGCGGGCAUAACUUCGGUGCUAGCAGCCUGGUCGAUCCUGGUGUCACUCUUAGCUUCCAGUGGGUACAUUCUUUCGCAGAAUUGGUUCACUUCUGAUAGCUGUCACAUUGAGUGGAUUGUUGGAGGCAUACACUGCACAGCUGGACAAUGCCUUCAUCCCCCUCGUGUUCUAUAG